GCUAUGCAAAUAAGAGUUCAAGAGUGCAUUAUCAUUUACUUUUUUUUUUUUUUGCUAGUGCUAAUAAGCAAAUACCUGAAUCAGCCUUCCUAAACUGUCACAAAGUAUUUGCACGAGGUGCCAAGCUGCUGUUGAAAUCUGCUUCAAAGACACUUGCAGUUUAGUUUUGGGUGAGAUGACACCUUGGUACAGGUUCUAAAACAUAACCUUGUACUUUGGGCUGAAUUAUGCUGUGUCCUAAUGCAACUGCACUUUAUAGUCAUGGCUUUCAACAGGGUUAUGGCGGUGUGCCUGUGUGCAGCGUGCUGCUCUGCAAGCUGGAGAAAAGCAUUUCUCAGUGCAUGACUGAGGCACUUCCUAGGCGUUUUUUCAUGUAGAGUAACAUUAUGAAAGGACUCAAUAGAUGAAAUUAUUUAUUAAAAUGAUUGCUUGUGGAGGUGUAUAACUGCCGGUUUUAGAACUGCGGCAGCAAAUAUUUUGUUUCUUGUGUCUUUGCUAAUCUGUGGUUUUACUUAAUGUUAAUGUUUAACUUUAAAAUAAACUGCUAUAUGCUUGAAACAUUGGAUGUAGCUCCUCUCUUACUCUGUCUGAAAAACUUUUGUAUUGGCAUGGCAUAUUGUUUCCCUGCCAUGCUUCUCUCCCUUUUUUUGGUGUGAUGGCUACAACACACAACAAAGAAAACAACUGUUUUCAACACAUAAGAGUGAAAAAGAUGUGGCUUGUGGGGCUGCUAGCCGUGGCAUUGUCAAAUGAGUUAGCUGAAUUUGUAUUUCCUGAUGCUUUGUUCAUAUUCUCGUUCUGUGUCAUAAACCUCAGAGGGAUACAUGAGUAAGUGUUGAGAGAGGCAGGAGGACCUGAACUUGGUACUGACACCAUGUGGAUUGUUGCCAGGAUAUUCUUUAACUCUCAUUCUGUCAGCGAGGGUUCAUGCUUUAGUUCCAAACACUUGAAUUGUUUCAGUACUGCUGACAAAGGAAAGAUGACCUCUCCUGUAGGUCAGCCGCCAUACUAUGAAAAUCAUGGCUUUCAGCCAGAAAACACCUGUUCUGCCAGGCAGCCAGUAGGUGCUAACCUGUAUCCACAGUACUCCUCAACAAGCGCUCCGUCAGUGCCAAGCUACGUCCCAAGAGUUAAUACCCAUCUGCCGAGUAGGCCAGUAGCACAUUCGUCUGGGAUAAUAUGUGCGUCAAGUGUAAAGAAAAUCCUAGUAAUUAUAUUAUCCAUUUUAGUAGUUAUUUGUUGUGCAAUUGCUGCUUUCUUCAUCUGGUAUUAUGUAGACAACCAUUGUCUCGGCUCCUUAACAGAGUGUGGAUCUUCAGGAGCGUGCACGGUGCCCUCGGAGUGGUGUGAUGGAGUGAUCCAAUGCCCCAACGGGGAGGAUGAAACCCGGUGUGUUAGACUUUUUGGACCAAACUUUAUCCUGGAAGUUUAUUCACAUGUCAACAAAUCCUGGUAUCCUGUUUGUCAAGAUGACUGGACUGACAAUUAUGGGAAGAUUGCAUGUAGAGACAUGGGCUACACUGUAGAUACGUAUCACUACAGUGGAGGAGUAGCAACUGAAGGCAGCUUUAAAAGCUACAUGAAGUUGAACACAAGUUCUGGGAAUAUAGACUUGUACAAAAAGCUGUAUAGCAGUGAUUAUUGUGCAUCAGGAAAUGUGGUUUCUCUGCGCUGCAUAGAGUGCGGCCUGUCCACUAGAAGAGCGAACAUGAUGAACAGAAUUGUGGGUGGCAGCGAGGCAAUGCUGGGGCAGUGGCCAUGGCAGGUCAGCCUCCACGUGCAGGGCGCCCACGUCUGCGGGGGCUCCAUCAUCACCCACCAGUGGAUAGUGACAGCAGCACACUGCGUGGAAGGACAAUUUUCUGACCCGCGCAGUUGGAGGGUUUAUGCUGGGAUUCUGAAUCAGAAUGAGAUGCUCUCAAAACAUGCAUACAGAGUGAAACAGAUAAUUUCCCAUCCAGAUUAUGAUACAGAUUCUAAAGACAAUGAUGUUGCCCUUAUGAAGUUAGAGACGCUGCUGAGUUUUACUGAUACUGUCCAGCCAGUUUGUCUGCCUAAUCCAGGAAUGAUGUUCCAGCCUGAUCAGCCAUGCUGGAUAUCUGGGUGGGGAGCAGAGCACCAAGGAGGUAAAACAUCAAAUAGGUUGAAUUGUGCUAAGGUGUCCUUAAUAGAACGCUCUAGGUGUAAUUCUGCCUCUAUCUAUAAUGGUAUGAUUUUUCCUACAAUGAUCUGUGCUGGGUAUCUAGAAGGAGGAACUGAUUCCUGUCAGGGUGACAGUGGAGGUCCGCUAGUAACUCAGAAAAACUCCUUGUGGUGGCUGGUUGGAGAUACCAGCUGGGGAACUGGCUGUGCUAGUCCCAAUAGACCUGGAGUGUAUGGGAAUAUGACUGUGUUUACAGACUGGAUUCAUAAAAAUAUGCAGGCAAACAGAUGACAACACUGUCUGUCCUUCUUGCUGACUGACAUUUCUGAGAAGAAUAAAUGAAGCCAUGGGUGCCUGGGAUAUUUAUUCACUUUGCAAAUGAUUUUUUUUUUUCCUCUUUGAAUUUUCUUUUCAAAAAUAACAUGAAGGAUUGCACACUCGGUUCUGUGCUGGCUACAGUGACUCGUCUUAAUCAAUGAAGCAUUAUCACAAUGAGUACCUUUCUUCUUGUGGUGCCUGGCAGAAAGACGCUCUGUCAACUGCUUGCUGAAAUGUCUCUCUUUAGUUGAGUACCUUUCACCUGAUAAUCAGGUACAGGUUUAUAAUGGCAAUUUUAAUCACAAUUUAAUUUAAGAUUUUUGUAGCAGGAUGCUGAGACAGUUGGUUUAGUGGUGUUUUAAAUUAAAUGUUAAGUAACGUGGACGUUGAAUCUCUGAGCUGCUGGUUGGCAAUUUAAAAAGAAAUAAAUGUCUUUUGGUAUAUAUGAAGGGAAGUUUUCAUGCACUACAGUAGAAGCACAGAAAAAAACCCUGUAUAUUCAGGUAGUUAAAAAUCCUCAGGAUCUCGACACAGCAGUCAUCCAAAUCAGAAAUUAAAAAGUGCUGUUCUGCCUUAAGCUGCUCUGAACCCUAGAAGGGCAAGACCUGCUGUCACUCUUGGCGUAGGCCACAGAGAGGGAUGCUCCGGAGCUGUAGCAGGAAGCAGUGAGUUAAGUGACCCGAUGGUGAGGUCUCUGGCUGCGCAUAUCGAGGUUGACUCUUGAACUCUCCCUGCUGUGAAAGGCAAAGGGCAAAGUUUUUCCGUAAGGCUGUGUCCCUAGUGAUAGACCUCUGAUUGCAGACACACGUACAGAGGCUGGAUGUUUUAUACAAAGAAACGUGACUCUGCAUUUCUGUGUAACCAGAUGAACUACCUCAUUUAUUGCAUUUGGCUUUUAAUUCCUUAGAGCUCUCCUUUAUGUAUCUGCACGUAUGUUUUUAGCAAAAUGUAAUUAAUAUCAGACUGCCACCUCAACUAGGAUUUUGAAAAUAAUUUAUAAUCAUAGUACAGAGGAUCAAAAAGCCAUACGAAGACAAUUUUCUUAAGAAGGAUAGAUCUUUUGAAUGAAGUGACUCUACUAGUCUUUUGGUACUGAAAUGCAAUUAUCUUGCAUGUAAACACUGCACCAAAUAAAUAUUUCUUUUUUAAUAAAUAAUUUGCCUUAAUAGUG
Messenger RNA from Phalacrocorax carbo (great cormorant), 3632 nucleotides. The record is from RefSeq and is a predicted model, not a curated record. Lineage: Eukaryota; Metazoa; Chordata; Aves; Suliformes; Phalacrocoracidae.